This is a messenger RNA of Momordica charantia (bitter melon), 1124 nucleotides long. Lineage: Eukaryota; Viridiplantae; Streptophyta; Magnoliopsida; Cucurbitales; Cucurbitaceae. The record is from RefSeq and is a predicted model, not a curated record.
AUGGCGGAUGAUAUGUCUCAGCAAUCUAGUUUCACCGGCAACCGGUUUCACUCCUCCAUAAAUCCCUUAUUGAGCGGAGACGAGGAGAGCUGGGAGAUAGCCCCGGCCUUAGAUUCCGGCUGGCCCCGCCGCAUAGCGGUCCUUGCCUCCACCGUAAUCCUCGCCGUCUUGAACUACAUCGGACUCACAAUCGUCGGUUACUUCGCCGUCGUUCUAGCCUUYCUAUCGCUCUUGCCCUUCGUCUUAAUGACCCUAAUCGCCAUCCCCAAAAUCCAGCCCCACCGGUGGCUCAGUUUGGGCGACAAUGGUGUCAAAAAGGAUUGGAAUCUUUACCUCAACACUCUGUUUUGGAACCUUAAUUUCUGGGAUAACGUCAGUACUCUCGCCGGAGAAGUCGAAAAGCCCCAAAAAACGUUCCCUAGGGCUCUGUUUGUGUCGGUGAUUUUCACUUGCCUGUCUUAUUUAAUCCCGCUUCUGGCGGUGACCGGCGCGGUUUCCGUAGAACAAUCCGCUUGGGGAUCGGGAUUCCACGCGCAGGCGGCSGAGAUAAUCGCCGGGAAAUGGCUGAAAAUCCUCCUGGAAAUCGGGGCCGUGCUGUCGGCGAUUGGGCUUUUCGAGGCCCAGUUGAGCAGCAGCGCGUACCAGAUUCUGGGAAUGGCGGAGAUUGGGAUUUUGCCCAAAUUCUUCGCGUCUAGGGCAAAGUGGUUCAACACGCCCUGGAUUGGGAUCGUGAUCUGUACGGCGAUCUCGGUUGCGAUUUCGUACUUGGACUUCACGGACAUCGUUGCGUCGGCGAAUUUGGUGUAUAGCAUGGGGAUGUUGCUGGAGUUUUCGGCGUUUAUUUGGCUGAGAUGGCGGUGGGCCGCCAUGGAAAGGCCGUUCAAGGUUCCGAUGAAGCUGCCGGGGCUGAUUGUGAUGUGUUUGGUUCCGUCGGCGUUUCUGGUGGCGCUGAUGGUUUUUACUCACAGGACUGUGUUCUUGAUAGGCGCCGGCAUGACGGCGGCGGGGAUUCUGUGGUUCGGUUUGAUGAGUAUUUGUAAGAAGAAGAAGAUUUUGGAGUUCAAUCCUCGCCCGGAAGCCAUUGAAGGAUCUUGAAAUUUUGAUUAUCAUGGAGUUAUAUGUAU